AAUCUCUUUCAUUGAGCACACAAACAACCAACUUUUCCUCCUAAAAAAAAAGAAAAAGAAAAAAAACAAUGAAGGUGGCCACUCUCACCAUCUUAUCCACUGUUUUUUUAUUUGGUAUUGUCUCUGUCUAUUGUGAAAGAUCCGAUCACCAUUGUGGACCAAAAUAUGGCAAUCCUGGCUGUUCACAGGGAAGAUGCUGCAGCAUUCAUGGGUGGUGUGGCGGCUCCGCCGGUUACUGUCAAGGAGGAAAUUGUGAUUACCAGUGUUGGGCUCGUUCUCUACUCCUAAACAAUAUUGAUAAUAAUAAUGCUGUUAGUGAGAUCAUCAGUGAAUCGCUUUUUGAUGAAAUGUUUAAGCACCGGAAAGAUUGCCCUAGCCAGGGCUUCUACAGUUAUGAUGCUCUCAUAACUGCUGCUGCGUCAUUUUCCGAUUUCUGUAAUACUGGUGAUGUCGCUACUCGUAAGAGGGAGCUCGCAGCUUUUCUUGCUCAAACUUCUCAAGCUACCACAGGACGAGAGUCUGAUUCACUGGAUCCAUAUGCGUGGGGUUACUGUCAUAUUAAUACGACCACUAGUGGCGUUGAGAAUGAUUAUUGUACAUCUUCUAAUUGGGCAUGUGCUUCUGGAAAAAAGUAUUACAGUCGUGGACCAAUCCAGCUCACUCACAAUCACAACUACGGAUUUGUUGGAGAAGCUCUUGGGAUAGAUUUGAUAAAAACUCCAGAUUUAGUGGCAACAGACGCUGUUGUAUCAUUCAAGACAGCGAUAUGGUUUUGGAUGAUUCAGCACAACAACAAGCCUUCUUGCCACGAUAUUAUUGUCAAUGCCAACUCUGAAACUAGUCAAGUCCUUGGUCACAUAAUCCAUGGAAAUUCUGGACAAAAGAGUAGUGAUUUAAUCACUAAUAGCAUUGGGUACUACAAGAGGUACUGUGACAUGUUGGAGGUCAGCUAUGGAGAUAACAUGAAAUAUUGGUACGAUGAAACUCAUUUCUCGGAUGUUUCUCACUUACAAAUGCCUGUCUACUGAGUAUGAUAUGGAGGAAAAAGAAAUGGUGGCUUUCUGGUAUUAAACUAGUUUUCUCUAUGAUGAGAAAGUUAAUUAUCUGGGCUUUUUGUUUAUGUCUAUAUCGAAGUACUGUAUGUAAUGUUACAAUGGACUCGACUUUCGUUAGUUGAGCUUGUGAUCAUGAAAUAAAUAGGCCACCCAUGUUUCCCAGCAA
This is a messenger RNA of Morus notabilis, 1221 nucleotides long. Its product is annotated as mulatexin-like. Lineage: Eukaryota; Viridiplantae; Streptophyta; Magnoliopsida; Rosales; Moraceae. The transcript is spliced from 4 exons. Gene Ontology annotation, molecular function: chitin binding; chitinase activity. The record is from RefSeq and is a predicted model, not a curated record. The coding region runs from base 69 to 1028 and encodes 319 amino acids. Gene Ontology annotation, biological process: chitin catabolic process; defense response to fungus; cell wall macromolecule catabolic process.